Messenger RNA from Monopterus albus (swamp eel), 365 nucleotides. RefSeq names its product otospiralin (gene otos). Gene Ontology annotation, biological process: sensory perception of sound. The transcript is spliced from 4 exons. The record is from RefSeq and is a predicted model, not a curated record. NCBI's taxonomy places the organism in Eukaryota, Metazoa, Chordata, Actinopteri, Synbranchiformes, Synbranchidae. Bases 69 to 365 code for a protein of 98 amino acids.
GACGAAAGGCAGCUUCUCAAUGCACAGCUUCAUAAACCUGUGCAGAAUUUCAUUUUAGUCUCAGGUUCAUGAAAAGCUCAACAGCACAGGAGGACAAGAUGAACAGUUUGCUCUGGCUUUGUCUUCUCUGCCUCGUCGCAUGUCAUCUCACUGAGGCCAGAGUCAUCCCAGAAGGAGUACCUUACGAUGAACCACCAGCUGUCCCCUACUGGCCCUACUCCACCUCUGACUUCUGGAACUACGUCGAAUACUUCAGAUCAAUCGGCGCCUACAACCAUAUCCAUGAGAUGGCCCGGGUCUUCUUCGCCCACCAGCCCCUGGGAGACACUUUGGGAUAUGAGACCAAUGCAGGACAUGAACACUGA